AUGAAGAAGAGAUUUAAAGCAAUCACUGAGAAUAGCAGGUGUGGAAGUAGCAGGAAAAAACCUGUUUCCAAAAAUCAAGCGGUAUCCAUCUUCAGUUACGACCUGGAUGGUGAUGGGGUAGCAGAGCUCAUAACUGGAUGGAGCAAUGGCAAGGUUGAUGCUAGAAAUGAUCGCAGCGGUGAGGUAGUUUUUAAGGAUAAUUUCAAAUCUACUGUUGCUGGCAUCGUGCAAGGUGAUUAUCGUAUGGAUGGAAAGAAUCAGCUUAUUUGUUGUUCAACUGAUGGAGAAAUCAGAGGAUACCAGCCGUCGUCCCCUGAGAGUCGGUACUCUUUGAUGGACGUGAACAUUGAACAGGAGACAAUAAGGGAAUUAAGUCAGAGACGCCACACUCUUCUGAUGGAAUUGAAAAACUACGAGGAAAACCAGAGGAUGGGAUCGUCUGGAGAGAUCAUUUAUGGUAAACCCUCGUCAGCAGGCGACCAAGUUGGAAUUAUACCUGCAAAUACUCAGCUUCAAACUGGACUUGCUAUUGACAUGGGUAGUGAAGAGAAAAAUAAACCGCCUCAUGUGGAGAUUGCUUUGGCAACAACCAACGACACUGUAAUUAAAGCCGUCAUCAUAUUUGCGGAAGGAAUAUUUGAAGGCGAGAGUCAUGUUUUUCAUCCGAGAGACAAUGCGCUGGCAAGUAGUGUACGAGUUCCUCUGUAUCCCCCGAAGGAUGUGCCAGUUGAUCUUCACAUCAAAGCUAUGGUUGGCUACAAGGGGUCUCUUCAUUACCAUGUCUUUGAGCUAACCAGGCAGCUCCCGAGGUUUUCAAUGUAUGCCCUGUGUACAACCCCAGUGAAUCAACCUCAAGGCUUUGUCAAGUUUAAAAAUUUCAAAAUUCACGAGCGUGUUGCAAGGAUUGUCAUGUGGAUCAAUGCAAAUUUUUUGCUCUUGGAAGAUCUGCAGUUAGGGGAGCAAGGAGACCUGGAUAUCUCUUUCUUGUCCUUACGUACCACCAUGCCGCUGGUUAUCCAGUCGACGGCCAAUUGUGAAUUAACCAUUAAAACGGAUGAUAUGGAUCUUGCUGGAGACCUUAUCCAAGCAUUGUCUAAUUAUCUCAAUUUAGAAGAUUUGCAGGUUGAAGCAGACUUUCCAUCAGAACUAGAACAGCUGGGAACAGUGCUGGAACGAGUUGAAGAGUAUCAUGCGACAAGACAAAGGCUGUCUGCUGAUAUGGCGGACCAUUCUGGGGUCAUUCGCACAUUAGUGGUCAGGGCAGAAGAUGCCAGACUCAUGUUUGAUAUGCAAAGCAUGCGUCAGUGGUAUAGCGAACUGUUUAACCUGAACAAAGACCUCAUCAACGGGUACAAGAUAAGAUGCAACAACCACCAGGAACUUCUCAAUUGUCUCAAACAAGUCAAUCAGACUAUACAAAAAGCAGGUCGAUUAAGAGUUGGGAAAUCCAAGACAACAGUUGUGAGUGCAUGCAGGCAAGCCAUCAAGAACAACAACAUCAGCGCCUUGACAAAAAUAAUUCGGUCUGGCAAAUCAUAAGUUGUAGUGCUAGUUCUUAAUGCGUUGUCCUUUGAAAGUGAGAAAGAGGUGAUUGAAAAAAGAUAAACCUUGGGUCACUCCGUAUGUUAUAAAACUGAUUUCAGUCGAAAAUUUUUACAAUAUCAAAGAAACUUUUUGCAUCUUUGCAAAUAAAAAUAUUGCAAUGCAGUCCACUGAAGGUUUACUGUUGAAUUAUUGAAAAUUAAUAAUUCAGGUACAGUAAUGAAUAUGAAGAUAUUCAAUCGAAUAUUUAUUCAAAUGUUGCAAAACACUAUUAGUAUUUUUUUAGAUGUUUGUGUUAUUCUUUUCCAGUGCCUGUUAAUAUUACAGGACUUUUUUUUUCAAAUUAGUCUCCCACUGCUGUAAAUUUUAAUUAAACUCACAACAGCUACAAACCUUUUUGGCAUAACGUAUUGUUAUUUCAAGAGUCUGUGUGGUUGUACAUUAAUUUAUAACGAAUGAAUUUACUUUAAGUUUUGUCAUGGGACAUUUUAAAAAUGAGGUAGAGUCAAAUAUUUCCUAGUCAUGCAUAUUGUGCAUUGGUGAGUAUGUUAUGCAGUACUGGAAAGCUAAUUAAUGUAUUUUAAGUAAAACACUCAUAUAUAAUAGUUUUUAU
Messenger RNA from Macrobrachium nipponense, 2155 nucleotides. Its product is annotated as Bardet-Biedl syndrome 2 protein homolog. The coding region runs from base 1 to 1539 and encodes 512 amino acids. Gene Ontology annotation, biological process: non-motile cilium assembly. The record is from RefSeq and is a predicted model, not a curated record. The transcript is spliced from 11 exons. Gene Ontology annotation, cellular component: ciliary basal body; motile cilium; BBSome. Lineage: Eukaryota; Metazoa; Arthropoda; Malacostraca; Decapoda; Palaemonidae.